Molecule: messenger RNA, 966 nt
Organism: Penicillium cataractarum
Lineage: Eukaryota; Fungi; Ascomycota; Eurotiomycetes; Eurotiales; Aspergillaceae
Gene: stm1
Exons: 5
Coding region: 1-966 (321 amino acids)
Source: RefSeq, a predicted model, not a curated record
AUGGUGGACGUCCGGUCCAAGAACCUCUAUGAGCUUCUUGGCAAUGACCCCGAGCUCGACCCUAACAGACCCCCUGCGCCUCCCGCCAAGGCUGUCGACCGUCCCGCUCCCCGCGUUGGCAAGCGUGAUGCUCCCAAGGAGGCUCCCUCCACCCAGCCCCGUGAGAACGCUGGCCGCCGUGGUGGCCGUGUGACCGGUGGCAACGAUGCCGCUUUCCGUGACCGCAACGCCGGCCGCACCAACAACCGCCAGAAGCCCACCGAUGAGGCCGAGCAGCCCUCCCGCCCCCGUGGCGGCAACCGUGGCCGUGGCGACCGCCAGUCCCGCACUGGCCAGACUGACACCCGCAAGCAGGUCCAGCAGGGCUGGGGCGGCGAGUCCGGCGAGAAGAACUGGGACGAUGAGCGUGUUGGCGAGACCAUCGCCAAGGCCGAUGAGACCGAGCCCCAGACCCCCGCUGAGGAGGUUGAGGAGGCCGACAAGUCCAAGUCCUACACCGACUACCUGGCUGAGAAGGCUGCUAAGGACAGCCUCGCUGCCAAGCCCGUCCGUGCCGCCAACGAGGGCACCAAGGAGGACAAGAAGUGGGCUGCUGCCAAGGAGCUGAAGCACGAGGAGGCCCAGACCUACUUCCAGGGUGCCUCUGAGAAGACCAAGCGCGAGAAGCAGCGCAAGGAGAAGAACUACCUUGACGUCGACAUGCGCUUCGUUGAGCAGCCCCGCCCUGCUCCCACCGGUGGCCGUGGUGGCCGUGGCGGCCGUGGUGGUGACCGCGCUCCCCGUGGUGACCGUCCCGCUCGUGGUGGUGACCGCCCUGCUCGCGGUGCUCCCCGUGGUGGUGCUCCCUCUGCUGCUCCCCGUGGUGCUGCUCCCUCUGCUGCUCCCCGUGGUGGCCGUGGUGGUGCCCGCGCCCCCGCCGGCCCUACCGUCGACGAGAAGAACUUCCCCAGCCUGGGCGGCAACUAA